UCAUUUUUUAGUACUUAUGAAUGUAAAUCGGAACAUUAAAAUCUUAAACUUUUUUUGUUGAUAAUGUGGAUAUGAAGAUAUGUAGAAUAACCUAAAUUGCUUUUUUUUUUAGUUGAAGAAUGAACCUGUUGCAAUUGAACCAAUUUGGCUGCCUGCUAUUAUUGGGACUUUAUAUUCAAUAUGGUAUAGCUCAGAUUGAUCCCGCUCAAGGUUAUGACUGUUCACACAUCUGGGAAAAAAAUAAUGACUCUAUCAGUGGAAUUUACACAGUAAAACCUCUAGGGGCCUUAAUCUCAUUUCAGGUGUUCUGUGAAAUGGGAGCUGAUGGGGGGCUGACACUCAUGCAGAGACACAAUGGACAAGACGGCCUAUUCUUCAACAGAACAUGGGCUGAUUACAAACUGGGAUUUGGGAACAUCUCAGGUGAACACUGGCUGGGAUUAGACAAAAUCUAUAUGCUGACCAACCAGGAUAACAGAACCUCUCAGAUGCUCAUCAGCCUUGGCACCUUUGAUGAAAAUAAUGCAUUCUCCUUGUACAGCUCAUUCAAAGUUGGUCCUGAGAGCAAAUUGUACCAGCUCUCUGUGGGAGAAUAUUCUGGAACUGCAGGAGAUGCUUUUAGAGUGGAGAACAGCAAUCAAGAUGACAGCUAUUUUAGCACCAAAGAUAAGGACAAUGACAACUGUAGUAUAUGCAAGAUUGGCGACAUCAGGUUUACCAGUUGCAGCCAGUAUCAGUCUAAUUCUGGAUGGUGGUUUAGCAGUUGUGGCAAUGCGAAUCUGAAUGGUCAGUGGCGCCCUCAAGAAAAUAAUGUGGGCUGGGCCUCUUCAGUGUACUGGGGGACAUACAGAGUAACAGAAUCACUGAAAUACAGCAUGAUGUUUGUAAGGAAUUAUUGAUCUUUUCUUAUGCUUUAUGUUUUUAUAUUGGAACAUAACAUGCACAUUAGGGGUAGAAAAAAAUCUUUAACUGUAAAUAUUUGAUAACUGUAAAGAUUUGAUAUAUUUUGCAAGGAUCAUUGCAAAGUUUUUAGUUUUUUAAAUGUUAUUGCUGAAAGGAGAACUAAACCCUAAAAAUGAAUAUGGCUAAAAAUUCCAUAUUUUAUAUAAUGACCUUAUUGCACCAGCCUAAAGUUUCAGCUCCUCAAUAGCAGCAAUGAUCCAUGAUUUGAAACCUGUCACAGAGGGUCACCAUCUUGGAAAGUGUCUCGACACUCACAUGCUCAGUGGGCUCUGAGCAGCUGUUGAGAAGCUGAGCUUAGGGGUUGUCGCAAAUUAUCAAGCAGAAAAUGAGGUUAGUCUGUAAUAUAAACUGAUGCUACAGGGC
Molecule: messenger RNA, 1326 nt
Organism: Xenopus laevis (African clawed frog)
Lineage: Eukaryota; Metazoa; Chordata; Amphibia; Anura; Pipidae
Gene: angpt4.L
Product: angiopoietin 4 L homeolog
Exons: 6
Coding region: 120-899 (259 amino acids)
Source: RefSeq, a predicted model, not a curated record